Messenger RNA from Oncorhynchus kisutch (coho salmon), 3459 nucleotides. Its product is annotated as TBC1 domain family member 10A-like. Bases 612 to 2060 code for a protein of 482 amino acids. NCBI's taxonomy places the organism in Eukaryota, Metazoa, Chordata, Actinopteri, Salmoniformes, Salmonidae. Gene Ontology annotation, molecular function: small GTPase binding; GTPase activator activity. The record is from RefSeq and is a predicted model, not a curated record. The transcript is spliced from 9 exons. Gene Ontology annotation, biological process: regulation of GTPase activity.
UCUUUGCUGAACUGACUGUCAGCUGACGCUAGCAAGCAGUAGUGUCUCGGUCUAAUUAAUCCGCGCUAGGCCUGUCAGAGUGAGUUAUUGAUGAGAGGUUGAUGCAUAUUGGCUUUCAAUGGUUUUAUCUGGCUGACCAGUCGUUCAACAACACCAUCUUGCUUGCUAGUAACGGUAGAAUUAGACUGCUUUUUGUGUUGCUCUGAUUUGUGUUGGUGUUGUUGACAAAUAAUGGCAUGUUUCUCACUGCUAACGGUUAGCUACCGUUAAUGCUAACCUAGCCAGCUAGCUUCUUUAGCUGUCUAUCCUGUUCAUUGACUCUGACUUUCCAUUUUAUUUUUCGUUAACGUUAAUUGUUUGGUUUGCUAACUGUAGCUAGUCAAGAUAAUGGUUUUUGAUUUAGACUAGUUAGUUAACUAUUUCGCUCUAAUUUACCUCGACGAUGCUAUGCGGGUUACGAUAGCUAAGGACAUGUUGACGACCAUAAAAAAAAAAUCACUUCAGACAGUAGCUAAGCUUUUCACUGAAAUGUUUGACUUAGAAUUAAAUAACUGGAGGUUUACUUGACUAAUGAUAUUAGAAGACGUUAAGCUAGAGAGAGGGUGGUUUAAAUGGCAAGAAUUAGAAUUGAGCCAGGUAAUGGACUUCAGUCAGCAGAGUCCAUCAAAAGUUUGCGGGGCACCAGAGAAAGCCUGGCACUGACAGAUGAAGGCAACUCUUUCGGCUCGGACUCAGAACUAAAUGGCUAUACCAGCGAGAGACAGACGGAUAAAUAUGGAUUUAUUGGGGGUGCACAACAAUAUUCAGAACAAUCAGCUGAAGACAUCCCUCCUGAAGUGCUGAGACAGAGAGAGGCCAAAUGGCUGGACAUGCUCAACAACUGGGACAAAUGGAUGGCCAAGAGACACAAGAAGAUGAAGCUGCGCUGUCAGAAGGGCAUCCCCCCCUCGCUGCGAGGCCGGGCGUGGCUCUACCUGUCAGGAGGAAAGGUGAAGAGGGAGCAAAACAAGGGCAAGUUCGAGGAGCUGGACAGGCAGGCAGGAGACCCUAAGUGGGUGGAUGUGAUCGAGAAGGACCUCCACAGACAGUUCCCCUUCCAUGAGAUGUUUGUGGCGAGAGGAGGCCAUGGGCAGCAGGACCUGUACCGUGUCCUCAAAGCCUACACACUGCACCGGCCUGAAGAGGGUUACUGCCAAGCUCAAGCUCCCAUCGCUGCUGUGCUGCUAAUGCACAUGCCUGCUGAGGAUGCAUUCUGGGGUCUGGUGCAGAUUUGUGAGAAGUACCUUCCUGGAUACUACAGUGUAGGGCUGGAGGCGAUCCAGCUAGAUGGGGAGAUCCUGUUUGCUUUGCUGAAGCGGGUGUCUCCUCUGGCCCACCGCCACCUGAAGAAGCACAAACUGGACCCCAUCCUGUACAUGACGGAGUGGUUCAUGUGUGCCUUCUCCAGAACCCUGCCCUGGGCCUCUGUGCUACGUGUCUGGGACAUGUUCCUUUGUGAGGGAGUGAAGAUCAUCUUCCGGGUGGGCCUGGUGCUGUUAAAGUGCAUGCUGGGCUCUCAGGACAAGCUGAAGACGUGUCAGGGACAGUACGAGACCAUGGAGCUGCUCAAGACCAUAGACACACGCUACAUGCUGGAAGGAUUCCUAGUGCGGGAGAUUAUAGAGCUGCCGUUGUCAGAGCGGGACGUUGAGAAAGAGCACCUGGCCCAGCUGCGGCGCUGGAAGGAGACCCGGGGUGAGUUGCACUGCAAGUCCCCUCCCAGAAUGCACGGCGCCAAGGCUAUCAUGGCCGCCGAACCACCCAGUCGUCAAGACCUGCGCCAGAACCCCACCAUCAUAGUCGAGUCGUCCCUGGCAACCAAUAAGAAUGUGGAAGGCCAGGAGGAGGACAAGGCGAGGAUAAAGACCAAAGAGCAGAAGAAUGGAAAGAACGGCACCCCGGUGGCAUCCAACCCUGAACCCAGCGACAUUUCUACCAAGCCCACCCCACCCCUCAAAGACGCACCCUUGCAGGGCUCCAAUCAGAGCCUGAUUGGCACAGAACAUGACACCUACCUGUAGCAGAUGGAAAGAGCUUGGACCAGCUGGGGAUUACAAAACCUGUUUACUGCUCACGGACUCCAGAUCUCCAGUAUACCCUUAACCUCUGACCCCUUCCCACUCCCACCUUCUUGACUGACACUUUCCAUUAUAGCCAAAUGCAUCUAUAGCAAAACACUCCAUAAGAAUGGAAGCCUCUGGCGUUGGUGUAUCUUCCAUAUUGCCCUGGGUGCUACAACAAGUGUAGACUGUUGUUUUUUUGCACAUGUAUGGGGGAUGUCAAUUUAAUCAUCAGUUGGCAGAGUGCAGCACUUCGUUCAGGGGACCAUACGGAUAUACAGGCACUUUGGCUGAGGGUAGAUUGUAUAGCCUGCUGCUGAAAUCAAUCACGUCAGUUUAUCUCGAUCUUUUCUUAUUAAAGUAUUUUAGGCUGAUUCAAGAUCAGGUGACAUAACUAUGAAGUCUGUUUAGCCAGGAGUCCUGGCCCUGUCCCAGCUGAUCCUGGGUCAUUACUGGAUGCUUGAGCACUACGCCUGUUUGUCUGUCACUUAAUAUGUACUGUAGUAUAAGACACUACAUUGCCAACACACACCAAUCCUGCAUUGUUAGAUUAACAGGAAAUGUAAAUAGUUAAAUUGUAAGCACAAUAGAAUAUGGUUUGAAUACCGUAGGUUGCCAACAUAUUGUAUAAAGAUAAACGCUAUUGUCAUUCACUCAUUGGUGUCCUUUUCUCUCUGGUUGAUGUUGAACACUAGAGGGCUCUGUUGGUCCAUUGUUCAGCCCUGACCAAUGAAGGACUUGAACGACAGGCUCAAGGGGAAACCAAUCAUCUGUAUCAUUUAUAGUUUCUAAUGAAGUUAAUUAACAUUUGCUGGACAAUUCCUGUCGCUAGACCAACAAUUUGAUGGUUUACCAUGUUUGUGUUGUAAGAGCCAUGUUGUCUAAAUCAUUCCUUUAGUGUGUAUGAUUCUGUGCAGGGCUCCAGGGAACAGAGUCCGUGUGUAGUUAUGUAGUGGGAGAAUGCCAAACGAUGGAACGCUCAUGUCAUACUCAGCCAUGUUGAUUCUGCUUUGUCGAUAAAAUGUGCUUACGUAUACUCGUUUUAUUAGAUCUGUGCAUAAUUGCUUUAUAUGUGAUCUUCAAUAUUACGCACGGGUGUGUUAGUCAAAUAUUUGCCUUUAGAUUAGAACUGCAGAAGUUAUUUUCUGAAGGGACUGUUUUAUAUGAAGUAAAAUAAAAAUAAAUAAAAAUAUUGAACUUAUGUAUGGUAAAAGGAUGAUUUCUGUAAAUUGACAUGGAUUUUCACACUUGCACAUAGUUUAGAACUUCACAUACUAUAGAUUUAUAUUUGUUUAAGAUGAAGCGCUUUGUCCCUGGUCAAGUCCUUUAAGAAUAAAAUGUACAUUUUGUUUGUCUUCUG